CCCGCAUUCCCACCCUCCAGAUCCCGCACCCCGCGAAACAAGCCACCUAUCUCACCAAUCCGAGCGCGCGCCAUUGCUCUCCUCUCCUAGCUAGCUCCGUCCGUCGGCAUCGUCAUGGCCGCCGCUUCUUCCAGGAGGAGGGCCGGGGAGAAGAAGGACCUCUUCCACGUCGUCCACAAGGUGCCCGCCGGCGACAGCCCCUACGUCCGGGCCAAGCACCUCCAGCUCGUGGAGAAGGACGCGGAGGCGUCGAUCGUCUGGUUCUGGAAGGCGAUCAACUCCGGGGACAGGGUGGACAGCGCGCUCAAGGACAUGGCCGUCGUCAUGAAGCAGCAGGACCGCGCCGAGGAGGCCAUCGAAGCCAUUAGGUCAUUCAGGCACCUCUGCUCCAGGCAGGCACAGGAGUCCCUAGACAACCUGCUCAUCGACCUCUACAAGAAGUGCGGAAAGGUCGAGGAGCAAAUAGAGCUGCUGAAACAGAAGCUCAAGAUGAUAUGCCUCGGCGAGGCCUUCAACGGGAAGAUCACCAAGACGGCACGCUCCCACGGCAAGAAGUUCCAGGUCUCAAUUCAGCAGGAGAUGUCCCGCAUCCUGGGCAACCUUGGCUGGGCUUACAUGCAGCAGAGCAACUACGAAGCCGCUGAACUGGUGUACCGGAAGGCCCAAACCAUCGUGCCCGACGCCAACCGGGCGUGCAACCUCGGGUUGUGCCUGAUCAAACAGGGCAGGCAUGAGGAGGCAAUGCAAGUACUAGAGGAUGUCUUGCUUCGCAGAAUCUCCGGACUGGACGAUGACAAGGCGGUCGCCCGAGCUGAGCAGCUGCUCCGUGAGCUCUGCCCGACGACCCAUGUUUCAUCUCCGUUGGAUAUCGGCUUCAGUUUCACCGAGGAGAUCGUGGAGAGACUAGACCUUGUGAUGAAUGAUUGGACGCCAUUCAGGUCGAGGAGGCUGCCAGUGUUCGAGGAGCUAGACGCAUUCAGGGACCAAAUGGCUUGUUGAUUUCUUACUUCUUCGGUUUCCUUUUUUUUUAAUCUUUUGAUUGAAGAGCAGGCGCUUGCGGUACAUAGAGGUUGGUGUGCAUGUACAUAGGGGGUGUUGUGGAAGGAUGAUACAGGUGUGAAUGAGAGAUCUGAUAGAUGGUAGAUAUCAUAAGAUAGGGUUGAUGCAAAGCGUUCCCUUGAGAACUAGUGUGGUUUUCCUUUGUGAUCUAUUCUAUAAUGAAGAAUUGCAGAUGUUCUUACA
Molecule: messenger RNA, 1242 nt
Organism: Lolium rigidum
Lineage: Eukaryota; Viridiplantae; Streptophyta; Magnoliopsida; Poales; Poaceae
Product: protein SULFUR DEFICIENCY-INDUCED 2-like
Exons: 4
Coding region: 115-999 (294 amino acids)
Molecular function (GO): protein binding
Source: RefSeq, a predicted model, not a curated record